This is a messenger RNA of Acomys russatus (golden spiny mouse), 3190 nucleotides long. RefSeq names its product gamma-aminobutyric acid type A receptor subunit gamma2 (gene Gabrg2). Bases 349 to 1773 code for a protein of 474 amino acids. Gene Ontology annotation, molecular function: GABA-A receptor activity; transmitter-gated monoatomic ion channel activity involved in regulation of postsynaptic membrane potential; GABA-gated chloride ion channel activity. Lineage: Eukaryota; Metazoa; Chordata; Mammalia; Rodentia; Muridae. Gene Ontology annotation, cellular component: synapse; dendrite membrane; neuron projection. Gene Ontology annotation, biological process: regulation of postsynaptic membrane potential; monoatomic ion transmembrane transport; chloride transport. The record is from RefSeq and is a predicted model, not a curated record. The transcript is spliced from 10 exons.
CGUGUGAGUGCAUAGGGCAUGCAUGUGAGCGCCUUUCUGUUUCUCUCAUUUGCCUCCGUGUGCAUCUCUGGGUUUACCAUCCCCCUGCCUCAAUUAUAUUAUCCUCCCAGACUUGGAAGCUGCCGCCUGAGCUGCCGCUUUGAUGGUAUCUGCAAGCGUUUGUACUGAUCUUUAUUUCUGGCCCCUGAAUAUUAAUUUUCGAAGCUGGUAGCAAUACAUCUCCUGAGUGACGGGACCUACUAGAGGCAGGUGAGGGGGAGCCAGCAUCAAAUCAUCAGCAUAAUAAUAAUACAAAGGGGAGGGAUUCUUCUGCAACCCAGAGGCGAGAGGCGAGAGGAAAAAAAAGCGAUGAGUUCGCCAAAUACAUGGAGCAUUGGAAGCACAGUCUACUCUCCUGUAUUUUCACAGAAAAUGACGCUGUGGAUUCUGCUCCUGCUAUCGCUCUACCCGGGCUUCACUAGCCAAAAAUCCGAUGAUGAUUAUGAAGAUUAUGCUUCUAAUAAAACAUGGGUGUUGACUCCAAAAGUUCCCGAGGGUGACGUCACUGUCAUCCUAAACAACCUGCUGGAAGGGUAUGACAACAAGCUUCGACCCGACAUAGGAGUGAAACCAACAUUAAUUCACACAGAUAUGUAUGUGAACAGCAUUGGUCCAGUGAAUGCUAUCAAUAUGGAAUAUACAAUUGACAUUUUUUUUGCCCAAACCUGGUAUGACAGACGUUUGAAAUUUAACAGUACCAUUAAAGUUCUCCGGUUGAAUAGCAAUAUGGUGGGGAAAAUCUGGAUCCCAGACACUUUCUUCAGGAACUCCAAAAAGGCUGAUGCCCAUUGGAUCACCACUCCAAACAGGAUGCUGAGAAUUUGGAACGAUGGUCGAGUUCUCUACACCUUAAGGCUGACAAUUGAUGCUGAGUGCCAGCUGCAAUUACACAACUUCCCUAUGGAUGAACACUCCUGCCCUCUGGAGUUCUCCAGUUAUGGUUAUCCACGUGAGGAAAUUGUUUAUCAAUGGAAGCGAAGUUCUGUAGAAGUGGGCGACACAAGAUCUUGGAGGCUGUAUCAGUUUUCAUUUGUUGGAUUGAGGAAUACUACUGAAGUAGUGAAGACAACUUCUGGCGACUAUGUGGUCAUGUCUGUGUACUUUGAUCUGAGCAGAAGAAUGGGGUAUUUUACCAUCCAGACCUACAUCCCCUGCACACUCAUCGUGGUCCUAUCCUGGGUGUCCUUCUGGAUCAAUAAGGAUGCUGUUCCUGCGAGAACAUCUUUAGGAAUCACGACCGUCCUCACCAUGACUACCCUCAGCACUAUAGCCCGAAAGUCUCUGCCCAAGGUCUCCUAUGUCACAGCAAUGGAUCUCUUUGUUUCUGUUUGCUUCAUCUUUGUAUUUUCUGCUUUGGUGGAGUAUGGCACCCUGCAUUAUUUUGUCAGCAACCGGAAACCAAGCAAGGAUAAAGACAAAAAGAAGAAAAAUCCUCUUCUUCGGAUGUUUUCCUUCAAGGCCCCUACCAUUGAUAUCCGUCCCAGAUCAGCAACCAUCCAAAUGAACAAUGCCACACACCUCCAAGAGAGGGAUGAAGAAUAUGGCUAUGAGUGUCUGGAUGGCAAGGACUGUGCCAGUUUCUUCUGCUGUUUUGAAGACUGCCGAACGGGAGCCUGGAGACAUGGGAGAAUACACAUUCGAAUUGCCAAAAUGGACUCCUACGCUCGGAUCUUUUUCCCCACUGCCUUCUGCUUGUUCAACCUGGUUUACUGGGUCUCCUACCUUUAUCUGUGAGAAGGUAUGGGUAGUAUUGAAAGGGGUCCUUAUUCACUGAACCUCAUGGAGAGAGAAAUGUCCUUUCUAAAUCCAGUGAAAUAAUAAUCCCCUAUGUGGUCAUUGAAUUUGUUUCUCUGUCUCAACCUAGUAAUGCGUAUAAUGUCACACUAUCCGUGCCCAACUCUCCAUUGGUUACUGUAAUUUGAGUUUCAGUGUGCACUGUCUUUCAAACCUGCAAGGCAAAGUAAAGUUAGAGCAAGACUUGUUACACCGAAUAAGAUACCUUUGAGCAACAGCAACAAAAACAGUGAAAGCCAUGAGUGUUUAAACUGAUGGUAUCAGUCUUUGAUUCACACAUAGUUUAGUACAAAAGGUAUAAAGCUUUGUGCUAUGUUCACUUGGGGUCAAGUUGUGGUAAAAUGGAUCAAAUUAGAAUACCUCCCUUAUUUAUGAAGAAUCACAAUAGAAAAGCCUAGAUUAGAACCCUAUUAUACCUUUAUUCCCAGGUAGGAGGAAAAUGUCCUGAAUAUCACAUGUAUAAUGCUGUAAAUAUUUCAAUAAUGUAGAAUGCUUCAAGUUUAAUGCAUGCAACUCUCUAGAGCCAAAAUAAAUGAACUGAUGUAAUUAUCAUAUAGUAUUGUCUUUUAUUUAUUUUUUCCUUUGGGCUAUGAAAUAAUAUAUUAAUAUAAAUACAAGGAUUUGGGCUUGAAAUUGGAAGGGGGUUCACGGCCUUCUCCCUCAUGCAUGAAAAUUCAGGUUUUAAAAUUAUGUUUGUCUUGUUUGACAUUAAAACACUUUGAGUAAAAUUUUGGCUGAUUGACAUUUGACAGUUCUAAAUAUGCCCAACUUCAUCACUAGCAUAUAAAGUAAAUGUAUGUGCUUGCUGAUGUUUUACCUUUCUUUGAAGAUGUGAGUUCUUAACAGAACUUGCUCUCUAUCUCAAUAUCUGCUUCUGGUGAUUGUGAAUGCCUUGUGGGCAGAGUCCCUGUCAUCUCUUCUUUGGGUUCUCAACACUUCACAUUGUGCCUGGCAUAUAGUCAGUGCUCAGUAAAUAUGGCUGAAAGCAACACACCCUCUUGUAGAAUGGAGAAUAUCUUUUUCUGACACAUAACAAGGGAUUCAACUUUUCACAUUGCUAUUAACAAGUGAUACUUAUCUGUAGAAAUAACCAGAGAAUCUAAAGAACUGUAGCUCAUAUGUUCAUCCUCAAAAAUUUGUCUUAGACAAAGUACAUUUUAUUUUAAAAUAAUAUCUAUUUCUUACACCUAUGUAUCCAGUUGAUGAUUUGAGCAUAUGGUUUCUUGAUUAUAUAGUGUUUUUAAAAAGAAUUAAUUUAAUCUGUUCAAAAUUCUGCUUGUGAACCUAUGACAGUAUGAGCAAAUUUCAUACCUGACUGGUAGACAGUAUGCUUGGAAGCAAUGUAUGGAAGGGUAAG